This is a messenger RNA of Haliaeetus leucocephalus (bald eagle), 2455 nucleotides long. RefSeq names its product basic helix-loop-helix family, member e40 (gene BHLHE40). Gene Ontology annotation, biological process: regulation of transcription by RNA polymerase II; regulation of neurogenesis; circadian regulation of gene expression. Gene Ontology annotation, molecular function: RNA polymerase II cis-regulatory region sequence-specific DNA binding; protein dimerization activity; DNA-binding transcription factor activity, RNA polymerase II-specific. The coding region runs from base 30 to 1274 and encodes 414 amino acids. Lineage: Eukaryota; Metazoa; Chordata; Aves; Accipitriformes; Accipitridae. The record is from RefSeq and is a predicted model, not a curated record. Gene Ontology annotation, cellular component: nucleus. The transcript is spliced from 5 exons.
UCAACGGUUCUCGGCGAACCCCCUCCGCCAUGGAGCGGAUCCCCAGCGCGCAGCCCCCGCCCGCCGUCUGCCUGGGCAAGCUGCCCGCCCUGGAGAGCGGCGACGUGCCGGGGCUGGACUUCGCGCACAUGUACCAAGUUUACAAGCCCAGGAGGGGGUUAAAGAGGAGCGAGGACAAUAAGGAGACCUACAAGUUGCCUCACCGGCUGAUAGAGAAGAAGAGACGCGACAGGAUUAACGAGUGCAUCGCCCAGCUGAAGGACCUGCUGCCCGAGCACCUCAAACUGACGACGCUAGGUCACUUGGAGAAGGCUGUGGUUCUCGAGCUCACCUUGAAGCAUGUGAAAGCACUAACCAAUCUCAUUGAGCAGCAGCAGCAGAAAAUAAUUGCUUUGCAGAAUGGUUUACAAGCCGGUGACCUGUCAUCAAGAAACCUUGAUUCCAGCCAGGAAAUGUUUCGAUCCGGUUUCCAGAUGUGUGCCAAAGAAAUGCUGCAAUACCUGGCAAAGCACGAGAACGGCAAGGACCUGAAGUCGUCCCAGCUGGUCAGCCAUCUGCACCGAAUGGCCUCCGAGGUGCUCCAGGGCGGAGCCGGCCGCAAGUCCGGAGACAUCCCUCCUAAAAUGGUGGACUUGAAAGAGAAACCCGUCUCCUUGACCAAAACGGCAGAGGGACAUGGGAAAAACUGUGUGCCUGUGAUCCAGAGGACAUUUGCUCACUCCAGCGGGGAGCAGAGCGGCAGCGACACAGACACGGACAGCGGGUACGGGGGAGAGCUGGAGAAAAGUGACUCCAAAUCCGAACAGCAGUAUUUCAAAAAGGAUACCGAACUCAAGUAUGCUGUCCAGGAGAGAAUAAGCUCUAUUAAGCAGGAGACUGAGGACCCGCCGGCCAAAAGGAGCAGGCUGGAGUCGCCGGAGGACGAGGGCCCUUUUGGCAGCGACAUGAUGGGCUCUUCCAGCAGCUUCCUGGGCCCCCACGCUCACCAGCCCCCCUUGUGCCUGCCUUUCUAUUUGAUCCCACCAUCCGCGACAGCCUAUCUGCCCAUGCUGGAGAAGUGCUGGUACCCGGCAUCCGUACCUGUCUUGUACCCCAGCCUCCCAGCCUCUGCUGCAGCGCUUACGGGGUUCAUGAACCCCGAUAAAAUCUCCCCACCUCUGCUGAUGCCCCAGAGACUCCCUUCUCCUGUACCGGCCCAUUCCCCUAUCGACUCCUCGGCUCUGCUUCAAGCUUUGAAGCAGAUUCCUCCUUUGAACUUGGAAACCAAAGACUAAGCGCAGUGUGACUUUUUUUUUUUCUUUUUUUUUUUUCCUUUUUUUUUUUCCCCAGUUUGAGACUGUUUCACUUUUAUAUAUUGGCUGGACUGAGGUGUGGGGUUAAGGUUCACUGCGCGUAGGAAGCUAAAUCCCCUUUUCUCUGACUUGUCAGGUAGCUUGGAGAGGGAUGAAGGAUGCGCCCAGGUUAGCAAUUCAGAACUACUUCCAAAAGAAAAAAAAAAAAAGAAAAAAAAAAAAGAAGGGUUUUGUGCUUUACCCCUCACCUUCUUCCCUCUCCGCAUCCACAGAACAACAGUUGACUCGGUCAGCUGCGACUAUAUUGCAAAGCUGUGAAAAAGUAUUCCAUUAGGCAGACUUGGUUUUAGGGUCUGUGAAUAUAAAAAUACGGUACUUCUCAUAACGGCUUUUAAGGCAACGGCCCCACUGCUGGUGGUUUGAGCUGAACUGAUUUGGUGCCCCAUCAUCAGUCGCCAGCGUCUGAGUGGUCGGUGGUGGUGGCGAUGCCACCGAAAGCGUAGGAGGAGCAGAGCAGCAGUCACUGCUUGGUCAUGCACAGUCAGGUAGACUUAAGACGGGUUUCUCUCCACACCUUUGCUGAUAUAUAUAUAUAUAUAUAUAUAUUAUUUUUUUUAAGAAAUAAAAGGUAGAUGCUGCUUGGAAGCUUUACAUGGCGUACAUCUAAUAAAUAAAUUAACACGCGCCCCUUCCUGUAACUUGAGCUGCUAGUUUGGGCCGGGUAGGGGAGAAAAUAUCCCAAGGAUCACUUCGCUUGUUGCACCUGACUCCAGGCCUCUCUCUCGUUGCUGCUGUACGGUUUCGCCGGGUCUGGUCUAUUGGAAAUCAAAAUGGUUUUACGAGUCCCGCCAGCGGGGGCCCAGCCGGUGAGCAGCCGCUUCCUGACCGGGGCGAGUCGAGAGUUUCGUGCAAGAGGGAGCAGUUCAGCCCAAGUCGACAGCACGAUGCCCGCUGAAUAUGCCCCCGUCAGUGCCUUUGAAAAAUUAAAAGGCUGGGAUUUUCAAAGGAGUCUAAUCCCGCUGGGGUUUGAGCAUCUAAAUUCCUUAGUCUCCUUGGCAAACCCUGGCCCACAUUACUGUAUUAAAGAAAGAGGGUUAGGGUGUUGACACUUGUCCCAUUAGACUGCGAGGGUCUUUCUCUGCAGAGGAACAUCAUGUCCAAUU